UGCCAGGGCGCAGAGUAGCGCCGGGCCGGGCUGGGCGAGCGCACGGCCAUGGCCCCGUGGUUGCAGCUCUGCUCUGUCUUCUUCACCGUCAACGCCUGCCUCAACGGCUCGCAAUUGGCCGUGGCCGCAGGUGGCUCCAGCAGAGCUCGGGGCGGCGACACCUGCGGCUGGAGGGGAGUGGGGCCGGCCAGCAGAAACAGUGGGCUGCACAACAUCACCUUCAGAUAUGACAACUGCACCACUUACUUGAGUCCCAUGGGGAAGCAUGUGAUCGCCGACGCCCAGAAUAUCACCAUCAGUCAGUACGCCUGCCACGACCAAGUGGCAGUCACCAUUCUCUGGUCCCCAGGGGCCCUCGGCAUCGAAUUCCUAAAAGGAUUUCGGGUAAUACUGGAGGAGCUGAAGUCAGAAGGAAGACAGUGCCAACAACUGAUUCUGAAGGACCCGAAGCAGCUCAACAGUAGCUUCAAAAGAGCUGGAAUGGAAUCUCAGCCUUUCCUGAAUAUGAAAUUUGAAACAGAUUACUUUGUCAAGAUUGUCCCUUUUCCUUCCAUUAAAAACGAAAGCAAUUAUCACCCUUUCUUCUUUAGAACCCGCACCUGUGACCUGCUAUUACAGCCGGACAACCUGGCCUGUAAACCCUUCUGGAAGCCUCGGAACCUCAACAUCACCCAGCAUGGCUCAGACAUGCAGGUGUCCUUCGACCACGCGCCACAUACCUUCGGCUUCCGUUUCUUUUAUCUUCACUACAAGCUCAAGCACGAAGGACUCUUCAAACGAAAGACCUGUAAACAGGAGCAAAAUACAGAGACAACCAGCUGCCUCCUUCAAAAUGUAUCUCCUGGGGAUUAUAUAAUUGAGCUGGUGGAUGACACUAAUACAACAAGAAAAGUGAUGCAUUAUGCCUUAAAACCAGUGCAUUCCCCAUGGGCUGGGCCCAUUAGAGCUAUUGCCAUCACCGUGCCGCUGGUCGUCAUAUCGGCAUUUGCAACACUCUUCACAGUGAUGUGCCGCAAGAAGCAACAAGAAAACAUAUAUUCACAUUUAGAUGAAGAGAGUUCUGAGUCGUCCACAUACACCACAGCACUCCCCAGGGAGAGGCUUCGGCCUCGGCCCAAGGUCUUCCUCUGCUAUUCCAGUAAAGAUGGCCAGAAUCACAUGAACGUGGUCCAGUGUUUUGCCUACUUUCUUCAGGACUUCUGUGGCUGUGAGGUGGCUCUGGACCUGUGGGAAGACUUCAGCCUCUGUAGAGAAGGUCAGAGAGAGUGGGUCAUCCAGAAGAUCCACGAGUCCCAGUUCAUCAUCGUGGUGUGUUCCAAAGGUAUGAAAUACUUCGUGGAUAAGAAAAACUACAAGCACAAAGGCUGCGGCCGAAGCUCGGGGAAAGGGGAGCUCUUCCUGGUGGCGGUGUCUGCCAUCGCUGAGAAGCUCCGCCAGGCCAAGCAGAGCUCCUCCGGGGCGCUUAGCAAAUUCAUUGCUGUCUAUUUCGAUUAUUCCUGCGAGGGAGACGUUCCCGGUGUCUUGGACCUGAGUACCAAGUACAAACUCAUGGACAACCUUCCGCAGCUCUGCUCCCACCUGCACUCUCAGGGCCGCAGACCCCAGGAGCCGGGGCCGCUUCCGGGCCGCGUCAGCAGGAGGAACUACUUCCGGAGCAAAUCGGGCCGCUCCCUGUACGUCGCCAUUUGCAACAUGCACCAGUUUAUAGACGAGGAGCCCGACUGGUUUGAGAAGCAGUUCGUCCCCUUCCAUCCUACCCCACUCCGCCACCAGGAGCCAGUCCUGGAGAAGUUUGACUCGGGCUUGGUUUUGAACGACGUCACAGGCAAGCCAGGGCCCGAGAGCGACUUCGGGCUCAAGGCUGAGGCCACAGGCCCCGGGGCGCUGGCUGACGCGCACUUGGAGGGCCUGCAGUUCGGCCCCGAAGAAGAGGGGGAGGCCGGGCCCGUUGCGGGUGCAGGCUCGGUGCUGCGGCCCUUGCUGCACACCGUGAAAGCCGCCAGCCCCUCCGACAUGCCGCGGGACUCGGGCAUCUACGACUCGUCCGUGCCCUCAUCCGAGUUGUCCCUGCCCCUGAUGGAAGGGCUCUCCACGGACCAGACGGAGACGUCCUCGCUGACGGAGAGCGUGUCGUCCUCCUCAGGCCUGGGUGAAGAGGACCCUCCUGCUCUUUCUUCCAAGCUUCUUGCCCCUGUGACGUGCAAAGCAGAACCUGGUUGCUGCAGCUACACUGGUGAACUCCACACAGUUGCCCCUUUGUAACGAAACAGAAGAGUUUAAGCAUUGCCACUUUAGCUGCCGCCUCUCUCUGGUUUCUGGGCUCAUCUCUGGGUAUGUGGCCCACUUGGAGCCAAGGUCUCUUACAAGGAUAGAAGAGUGAAAUCCUGGCCAGUACUUGCUCUCCUUGCCUCUACUCUCUACCAAAUAUAUUGGCAGAGUCUCCAGUUUUCUGAAACCAUAUGGAGCUCUGAAAGUCAUGUCCAUAAUGCCUGACAGCUUGCCAUGUUAGGUCAGACUUUGGAUUAGAGCCAAUCUGGGAGGUAGGGAGGAGACACGUAAAGAGAAACAGGAAAAUACCAGCACUGAUUGGACUUAAUUCAUCUGUGCAAACUUUGCCUCUUUGCUGUUGGCUACUUUGAUUUGAAAUGCCUUGUGGGAAAAGCACUUUUGAUGCCACUAUAGCCACAGAAAUCAAGUGCGUUUCUCUCUGGAAUCCUUGUUACAGAUGAUAUUCCUUUCCAUUUUUGGUGUGGAAUUUACAAUGCCAUUUACACUACCACGGUUGUUAAAAAAGCUCUUAUUCAGAGGUCAAGAAGGUGACUGAGGAGUUCCCGUCAUGGCUCAGUGGUUAACAAAUCCUGCUAGGAACCAUGAGGUUGCGGAUUCGAUCCCUGGCCUUGCUCAGUGGGUUAAGGAUCUGGUGAUGCCAUGAGCUGUAGUGUAGGUCGCAGACGCAGCUCGUAUCUGGCGUUGCUGUGGCUGUGGUAUAGGCUGGCAGCUACAGCUCUAAUUUGACCCCUCACCUGGGAACCUCCAUAUGCCGCAGGUGCUGCCGUAGGAAGGCCAAAAAGACCAAAAAAAAAAAAAAGGUGACUGAAUAUACAAUCACUUUUCAUAAAGUGAGUUUAUGUAUUAGUGGGUGGCAUUGCUGGCAGAGGUGGGGGCUACCAGGCCAGGCUGAUCUUCUAGACAAUUCUUUCAGAAAUGGUUUAGUCAGUGUGCAGAAGGCACCAGAGCUCAGCAUCCAGGACAACCUCCUGAUCUGAAUAGGUGUCCUGCAGGGGCCAGAUCUGCUGGCCAAGUUUCCCUGGGUUAUAUUUACCGUGCUGAAUCUCAGAUGUUGGUGCUUGGAUGUUUAUUUUAAAGAGACUGAUACCCCCCUGGGCUGUAUUACUAGAAGUUGUAAUUUGUGCUUUGGUUGGCCUCUGGUCUAAAGGUGUGUCCAGUAUAUUAGGGAUCAGAAUCCACUGAAAUGUGGCAGUAUUUGGAGGUGGUAGCCAGUCACUCUGCUGAACUGGUUUUGACUAAUGACAAACCUCUUUUUAAAAAGGUGAAAAGGAGGGGCUUGGUACAAAGGGGAUGUGCUCUUUGAGUAUCAUGUAAGGAAGACAUGAGACCUGAAAUCAUUAAAUUCUUGAAUCUUAAAGUACUCUCUCCAAACCCAGCCUAUGAAUCAGGUUUCACUUUGUUUUUAUUGUACUUACCCAAUUAAAUGUGUGUCUCUUGUGCUCCAUUCUACCAAAAAUAGGUAUUCAGAGUUUAAGAGAAAUUUGCUUUAAAAAGAAUAUGUUCUGUUUUUAUGAAUGAUUUCCCUGUAGAAUUUGUAUUUCCAACGGGAAUAUAUUUGUUCCCUUCUCCCCAUGACCUUGAAGGAGAGUGAGCGUCAUUUUCUACCUUUUUCAAGAGAUGCUGUUGGAUUUUGGUACCUUUUUUUCUCAGCAUCUAUGAACCAUGGUUUUCAUUCGUUCAGUGAGUGGGACCAGCAUUAAGGAGGGACAUUGAGAAGCUUCCUGAAGCAGGGUGGAAAGUGGGGUAGAACAGGACUUUUUCCUUUCAAGCUCCUGUGCAGCAGGUGAAGAAGGGAAGGUUUGCACCCCUGCUGGAAAGAAGAGGUUUUUUGUGUAUCUUUGAUGCAAAUGCCACACUCCCUGCUAUGUAAAGGCAGCUGGCAGCUUCUUGGGAGAAGAACAUGCUCGUCUGUUCCCUGGCAUCAAGUUUCCUGCAGCUGCUUUGAGAAAAGACAAGUGGGCUGCAGAACUGUCUCCCCCAUAAAACCAGGCAUCUUAUUGGAGAAGGGAUGUUCCAUGUUGUCACCAUGGAAUCUGAGAUGAGCACAGAGCUCCUGCUUUCCAUUGUCUGUCCUGUGACUGUCCUGUCUUUCCAUCGUCUGCCUACAUUCUGUGAAGGAGAUUCGUCGGUCUUAUUAACAUGUGAAAAUUCACUUUGGAACAUUUUCAGACUGAUUUCUUACUGACACAGAGAAAUAGUGCAUGCCCCAAAGGAACUGUUAGGAGCUGCUUUAGGAUAGAUACUCAGCUUCGUAUGCAAAAGUAUGCGUCUCUGAGAAAGUGGCCCGAGGGAUGGUGUGGAGGACUGGAGAGGAAGCAUCCACUGGGGUCCAUGAGCAUGGGCAGAGAGUUUGCUAAAUAAACUCACUUAUGAAAGUUGAAGGGGGAAAUUGUGAUAGUCCAAAAAUCAGGUGAUGCUUUAGUUUGGAUUUAGGGUUUGGGUUCUUACUUUGAAGUACUAAUGAUUGUGAUGUUCAACAAAAUCAAACUAUUGUACCAAGUAAUGUAAUGAUAGUGUGAAUACCCAACUCUGAAUAGUUUUGAGAAGUCCAGCUUCCUGGUUUUGCCUUAUUAGCUUGACUUUUUUAAAAACCCUCCCCAUCUCAUUCUGGAAAUGGGAAUAAGUUGCUUUACAAAUUAAGGCAAAACAUUUGUGUUAAGCAGAUCUGCAUUUUUUGACUCGCAAAUUGUCCUGAACAAUGGAAAUGUUAAGACAGAAUUCAGAUAAAGCUUCUUUCAGAUCACAGGCAUUUAGCCUUUAGGGAAACAAGAAUUAGAAUAUAGGGGGGUUCCUGUCAUAGCUCAGGGGUUAAUGAACCCAACUAGUAUCUACAAGGACGCGGGUUCGAUCCCUGGCCUUGCUCAGUGGGUUAAGGAUCCGGCGUUGCCCUGAGCCAUGGUGUAGGUCACAGACACAGCUUGGCUCUCAUGUGUCUGUGGCUGAGUUGUAGGGCCAGCAGCUGCAUCUCCAAUUCGACCCCUAACCUAAGGCCCUAAAAAGACAGAAAAAAAAGAAUUAGAAUAUAGGGAUGAUCUCAACGAAAGGCCAUCCUGAGAGUAAAAGGCUCUGUAGCUAAGUUAGAUGGUGUCCUCUGGCCAGGAGACCAGAGGGAGGUCCAGGGUUCCAGCUCACCAAAAAGGCUGCAGGUAGUUGAAAGUAGGCAGCUAAUUGUUUAUCUUAACUCACUAAUGCCCUACACAUUUGACACAUUAGCAUUUUACACAGUCAGAUUUGCUAAGAGAAUGACCAGAGGUUAAAGCCCAGGUAGAGGUAAGUUCUCUCUUGGGUCAGCUGCAAGUGACAGAGACCACCUGGGUGGGCCCAGCCCAGUCCUACGAGUCCUUUAGAGGGCUGAGGCCUGGGCCUUUGAGGCAUGUUGAUCUGCAGAAAGAAUCAGAGGUCAUUCAGGUCCAGGCCCAGGGACUUAAAUGGGUGAUCCAGCCAGGUAAUCGUAUUUUGAGCCCUAAAUGAGAUGGUGCCAUAAAGUCAAGAGACAGAGUUUUGGUUAAUGCAUUAAUAAUAAUUGAAGACAGCCCCAGAUCAGAAGAUUAAAAAAUGUCCUAAGCAAUGAUGACAUUAGUAUGUAGUAAUUUAAAUUCAUUUGUGUUUGUUUUUCAGAGUUUAGUCUUGCUACUUUAUAGCCACAAGUGUCAUUAAAAAAAAAAAGCCAACAACCCUUGUGUAAUUCUCUGAUUUAAGUGCUAAUAAACAGCAUAACUGUCUCCUCCCCCUGUCCCUAACUGUGAAGUUAUGUGAUUUUCAGAACUUUUUUCAGAGUUGGGCAUCUUUUCCUUUAAAAGAAACAACAGAAGAAAAAAGCUGUUUAAUUCCUGGAGAAGAAAUGACACACUUUCCUCCCUAAAGAGAGAAGGAAAAACAAAACAAAACCUGCAGUCCUCAACCAGCUUAGCACUAAUUUGUCUCUUAGGGAGAGAAUUACUCAUUGUGUCUUUAUUGGGGAGAGGUGGACAAUGCUAAUGAGAAGGUUAUCAGUCCUUUCUAUUUUGUUGAUAAAGAGUGCUGCUCUUAUUUAGCAGAUGCUGUGCCUUCAAGGGCCCCCACUGUAGCAAGUAUAAUGAUAAAUAAUGUGUGAUUAUAAAUGGCAAUGACAUGUCUUCUCAGUGUCAGAGAGAAAAUAGGGCAUGGUGGCGACUAUAGUAAACUGAAACCCUCCCGUUCCAUGUGCAGGGAGGAGCCAUUCCAGCCAGUUGUGACAGUGUAGUAUUUCCUGGUCAUUUCAUUUUUCAAAAGAUGCUGAGAAUCUUGAUUUUUUUAUGUGAAAAAUUAUCAUUUUUAAAAUAUCGGAAACUAAAUUAAAAAUUUUAAAUGAAUUCAGGCCCAGUGAAACACAUAGGUGGAUCUGAUGCUGUCCACUAGCUGCCCGUUUGCCACUUCUGCUUUAUAAGUUUUGAAAAGAAAGUCAUUCAUGGUAAUUACAAAUGUCUAGGGCCACCAGAAAAUGCUCUUGAUAAAUGUAACUGGGAGCUGGCUAGAUUACUUCUUUUACCCAUUGCUCCCCUAAAGAAAUUUGAUACGACUGUGAUUAUAUUUGAAAUGUUUUGGUUGUUUCUUCACACCUCCUGACCUCUUAAGAAAAAGGCAAACUAAUUGUUAAUUUCAAAAUCAGAUUUUUGCUCUCCCAAUUAAAAAAAAAAAGUCACUUGGAACAAUUUCACUUAAACUCCGCAACCUGAAGGACCUUAUUUAUACAAUGUGUAAUUCUGAGCUUAGGCCAAGGCUUAGUAAGGAAAGCAGGCAUUGUGGAGAGUAGGGCAAGGAAUCCUCAAUGUCCAGUGGAGCCAGUUAUUUGCUUUGUCUUCUCUUUUAAAUGACCUGCAAAUUGACUGUUUGGCGGUGCGAAACUGUAUAUGUAGAUAUCAGUUAGGAUUCCUCGUGGGUGUUGGGUCAUCCUUGCUGUAUCACCUCCUUUCCAGGGUCAGGGUGAAAAUAAACAAAAGGAAAUCUGAUUGUAAGCCAAUAGCUUUGAUUGUGAUUUCAGAGCUUUGGGGUUGGGAGAAAGUUUGGAUUAUCUGCCAUGUACCUCUCCUGGUGUCAGACAGGGCUGUGCAUUAUUUCAGACAUGUGGCUGUGGAUGGGAUUCUGGAUUUUCAGUGAAGGAGAUUCUGUAACCUACCCUCCUAAUCAGAUAGUUCUUUGUACAUCUUCCUUAUAGAAAUUCAAACCAGCCUUCUUUUGUUCGCAUGUAGUGGAAAAAGAACAGCUGGUCACCUUCCGUGUAUUUGAAAGCCACAGUGAAGUCACCCCUCUGGUGUUUUUAUUUCAGUGAUAAAUAAUCCUGUUCCAACUCAUUCGUCACAGGUUUGUUUUCUAGGGACUUCAUAAUUUUCACUGCUCUUCUGUUUCUUGGCUUUACACUCAAUUUAGUUGCCCAAAUAGAAUGUGGUGCCUUAUUCACUUUGAUGCCUUGUUAAGACCAGGCUCAGGAUGGGGAUUAACAGAAAUUCUUACACAUCUUGUCUUCUCUUAGUACAUAAAAACAUAAAGGCACUUUUUAAAAAAUAUAUUACCUGUAUUCUUUUUGAAGGUUGACUGCCACAUUUUUUUUUUCCCCUUUGGCAGUAGUCCUCUGUCAUAUGUGGGAUUUUUUUCCCCCUCUUAUGGUCAGACACUUAUUUCUGAUCUUCUCCAGGGUACUCUUCAAGACCAGCUCUGACUGAGUUGUUAUGGGUGGCAACUACCCCUCCCUUCCAAUUUUGGAUUCUAUUUUUAUGUAUCUCUAGAUAUCACCUUUAAUUCAUGACUCAUAGUAUUAUUAAAUGGUGCAAACUUCUGUUUAACCUCAGGUGAGACAGCAGUUGCUAAGGAUUAAUUUGCUAAGAGGUCAAGGGAGGACUCCUUGGGAGUUUUGGUCAGUUGUCUUCCCUCCUGCUCUUUGGCUCCUCUCCAAAAUUCAUCCGGGACCAGGGGCUCCUCAAGGAGCUUGUACUAAAAAGCUGGAGCCAUGGCUCUGAAUUGACCAAGCACUGUGGUUUGCACAGUCAGAAGUCUGACAAAAGCAAACCAUUAUGACUGCAUAUCUAAUGUUAUCAAAAUUUCAACGGAGAAGAUUAAGAAAAGCAAUUCUGUUUGUGUGGGACAUAGACACAGUUGGCCACCUCAGUUGUUAGAAAAAUUACCAUUAGAUUAUGCUAAUGUGUACUUGUCUGUUAUUUUUAACAAGUUUUUUUUUUUUCUUUCUGUCUCAAAAAAAUGCAAUGCGUCUGGAGAGAGCAAAAACUUUUGUAAAAAUCAAAUGUAUUCAUUUAGAAAGUAGGCUACUUCUGUUUUCACUGUUUGGUUUGUUUUGUUUCUCAUUGCAGAAGCUCCCUGUUAAUAUGCUUUUUUGAGGAAAGCCUGUGGAACACAGUGGUUAUUGCCAUUGUCUUUGUUUCAUCUUUAAGUUUGUCCUUCAUGAGGUUUGGUGGAAUUGUGAGCACUGACUGACAGACUAGCAAUAUGCUGUAUUUUUACAUUGAAAAUGUUAAUGUCUUAUUUGAUGUGUACAUACCUCUGUAAAUAGGUGACAGUAGACCAUAGCUGACAUUUGCAAAAUGUUGUUUUUGUACUCUAGAAUUUCUGCAUCAAAUAAAUAAAAUGUUUUAAGAUUGUUGGUA
Messenger RNA from Phacochoerus africanus (Common warthog), 8903 nucleotides. RefSeq names its product interleukin 17 receptor D (gene IL17RD). The record is from RefSeq and is a predicted model, not a curated record. Gene Ontology annotation, molecular function: interleukin-17 receptor activity. The transcript is spliced from 13 exons. NCBI's taxonomy places the organism in Eukaryota, Metazoa, Chordata, Mammalia, Artiodactyla, Suidae. Bases 49 to 2262 code for a protein of 737 amino acids.